Messenger RNA from Sclerotinia trifoliorum, 2556 nucleotides. NCBI's taxonomy places the organism in Eukaryota, Fungi, Ascomycota, Leotiomycetes, Helotiales, Sclerotiniaceae. The record is from the annotation of a GenBank genome assembly.
GUAUGACGAAUUAGUACACCGCAGCGGGGUUGUUUGAUCCAAUGAUUCCUAAGAUAUGAAAUAACAACAAGAGUCUGAAGAUGAAUAGUCUUUGGCCUGCUGCACGCAGUUCGUGCUUACAAACUCGGACCACCUUACAAACAUGUAAAACAAUUGAUAGUUUGGUCUCGAGGCUUGCAUAUGGGACUGUACGACCAUAUUCGAAGUCUUCUAUACCUUUCCGGCAGAGGGAGUUGGGUUCAAGGAAAAUCGAAGGUGAAAAUAAUGGCUGGACAGGAAAUUUAGGGUUGCAAUGCUCAAAGAGGUUUUAUGCCUCGAAAAGGAAGGCACCAAAGAUUCCGAGGAGUUCGACGUUAUCUAAUGAAUUACCUCCAAAGAGUGCAUCAUUAAAGGCUGCAGGCCCCAAGGUUGCGCCUGGAAAGACGAUAUAUACGAAAUAUGGGCAAUUACCAGCGGACUACGAAGAUCAAAUGGGUCUUGAUUAUCGACAAGAUCCAAUAACAGAGGAGGAAAACCAAGCAAUUUUUGGACAUGUGAUGGAUGGAGAUUCGGCGGAACGAUUUUUGAGAGUUAUACAUGGGCGAAGAGUAGCGGGAACACUGCCAGAUCCGGAUGAGCCUAGUUCUUUAGCAUACUGGGAGGAAGUUGCACAAAAGAGCGCAUUAGCAUGGCUAAGGAAGAAUAUUCCUGUUGAUGAGGAUGAGAACGCAGCACUAAGAGCCGAACAGGAACUGGCCGAGAUUGAGGGGGGUAUUGUUGAAGACCCCAAGAAAAUUGGUAUAUAUGUACCGAAUGUUGGAGGUCUAACGAGGGGAGGAAAAAUCAAUGUCAAUCUGUAUAAGUCAAAAGAUUCGAAAGAGCGAGCACAAGAGACCAAAAGUGUAUAUGGUGACAGUGGAUUAGAUGCCAUUAGAAAAGCCAAUGAGGCAAAAUUCGCCGCUCAAGAGAGGAAAAGACAGGAAGAGUUGAGUCAAGCAGAUGAGGCCCCACAAAAUACAGGCACAUUGGAUCACGUCAAACCACGAUCACGAGUAGAACUUCGUCGAAAAGGUGAAAAUCCGUGGCUCAAAUAUUACGAAAAAAAGGCUCAAGAAACUGCGCCUGAGGUCGUUCCUGAAUUGUCUGCCUUUACUCGUCUUUGGCCAUCCACUUUAGCUCUCCUUUUAACAAUUGGAGUCUCGUGUACUUUGGCACAUUUCUACAUACCUCCCCAAAGAGCCGCUCGCAUGUUUCCAGAAAUUCCACCUGCAGUAGCCACAAUCUCUGCACUCUUCGUAGCUAAUGCCGUGGUGCUUUUCCUUUGGCGUGUUCCACCUGCUUGGCAAUUGCUCAACAAAUACUUUAUUAUUAUCCCUGCCUACCCUCGAGGAUUAUCAAUGAUUGGAUCCGUCUUCUCUCAUCAAGCCUUCUCUCAUUUCAUUCCAAAUAUGGUCUUGCUUGCCAUCUUCGGAGUCCAGCUCCACGACGAAAUCGGCCGUGCUAAUUUCCUCGCCCUCUAUUUCUCCAUGGGUGCAAUAUCUUCCUUCGCUUCAUUAGCAUGGUGGGUGUGGAAGCGCGCUUUUAUUUCGUCAACUCUAGGUGCUUCGGGUGCAGUCUGUGGUGUCAUGGCAGCCUUUUUGUGGAAUCAGAGGGAUAAUGGUGUUAGCAUUUUUGGGGUAAUCCCCAAGGUUCCUUCAUGGUUAGUGCUAGGACUCCUUUUUGGACUGGAAAUCUUCUCGUGGAGGAGAGUGAGCAGGCUUGGUGGGAAACAGAUCCGCGAUCAUCAAGCGCAUUUGUCCGGGUAUACAGCGGGUGUUGCGGGAGUUGAGGUCAUGAGAUGGAGGGAGAGAGUUAGGAAGAGGCAGGCAGAGGAGAGGAGUAGAAAUAUUGAGGGGCUGAUGAAGCGAGAGGUUGAAUUGUAAUUGUAUAUAUUGCUUGAGAAACUUGCCUUGGAGGAAUACAUAGGAGGGAAGUAUUACCUAGUCAACGGAAAAUGUGUGUAAAACUCUCUCCAACACCAUCUCAGCUCGCGGCUAAUCCACACAUUCCCAUCCCAUAUUCCUCAAAAGCCUUGCAAGCCCCAAUAACAAACAAUUUGUAACUCAAUCACAGAAACGAAGACCGGGAAUAUGAAAUGUACAAACCCGAAGGAGAUGCUUGGGCAACUGAACAGGGGUACUGCAAAUGGUGAACUAUUCCUAAAAGAGGUAUGUGGGUCAAUGACUAAUCUUCCCGUUGACUUUUGACGUCGAAAAAGGGAGAGCACAGGAAAGAGGAAAGGAAUAGGAAAGGAACGCAUAGGGUGUUUGUUUCAUAAGUGGUACUGUUUAAGAUGCCAGGUGCAGGCGCAGGCGCAAAUGUGGUAACGAGAGUGAUGAGAGUAAUUCAAGCUAUAAUAAAUGGAAGGGUUGACGGAAGGAAUAUCUUGACGGGAAGGAGAGAGAAACAACAUCAUUCAUUUCGAGUGAUGUCUUCUAUGGAAGCUUUUCUGAUAUCAGAAGUCUUCGUUCGUUAAUCCGGUUGGUUGUUCUUUUAAUUAGAUACCGAAUUUAUGUGAUGAAAAUUUCGUUUGUAGGG